AUGGACUUCACUCUAUCGUCCUACGUGAACAACUUCGAUAUAGACAAAAACUAUGAGGUUGAGUUUUCCAAUGUCAAUACAAAAUUAGAAUCAUUGAUUGAAUCACUAGCGCAUAAUCCAGAAUCUAUUACAACCAAUACCGAUUUGUUUGAUGAUUGCGUAGAGCUUACUCAUGGAUUUCGUACAUUGCAUCCGAAGCAACGGCAGCAGUUGUCUUAUCUUAUUGUUUCCUCAUUCAAUGCUGUGUGUCAACAGUUUGAACGUAUGAUGCAGGAAGAUGAUUUUCAUGAAUUAUUGGAGCUGGUGAAAUCCACCAUGGAAAGAUAUGGGUAUUUGAUAUUUGUGGUAUUGAAGCAAUUUGCAAAGGAAGAUUUUCUGCAGUUGAGUGCAACCAGAUCUCAAAAGUCGUUAUCAAAGGAAUUUCUUGCCAAGUGGAAUUCGAAUUGCACUGAGGUUGAGAAUACUUUGGUUGUGGUAAAAACCGCGUUGAAUCUCGAUUUGGAUAAAAUAUUUGUGACAAAACCCGAGCGAGAUGCUUAUAUUGAACUAUUUUCGAGACCGAUAAUGAAUCUUAUGGAGAGCCCGGAGAGGAUGAAGGUGGUGGGGUUGAGAAUCGUUAUUUUUGAAGAUCUAUGCUUGGCAGUGACAAGGCAUGCCCAUGGACCCUGUAUUCGACACUCAAUAACCCAGAUUCUUACUUAUUACGCUCAUUUACCACAAUAUAUCGCUAUGUUGUUGAAUAUGUUGACUGAAAAGUAUGACCACAGUCUUUUGUCAGAAGAGGUCUUGAGAGAAAUUGCUCAAACAAAUUUUAACUCGAAUGAUACAAAUGGACCAAAAGCAAUUGCUGAGUUUUUGGUGAAACUUUCGGAAUUGAAUCCCGUCCUGAUUCUACGUCAAAUGACAAGUAUUUCCCAGUUGUUGGCGAAUACCAAUCAAACGUUGCGAUGUUCGGUAGUGGAGACUUGUGGCAACAUCGUUGUGAGUAUACUAAAAUCACUCGGUAACUCUGGUGAGGAUCAAGACGAAAUGAGUGUCCAUAACGAGCAGCAGGUGGACAGGUUGCUCAAUUUAUUGGAAGAGCGGUUUUUGGACCAGAAUCCAUUUGUUAGAACCAAGGCGUUCCAAGCUUUAACAAAGGUUGCCGAAUUGAAAAUCAAACUCACUGAUCGUAGACAGAAAAUGAUGCAGCUUGCGGUUCGGUCAUUGGAUGACAGAAGUACUUUGGUGAGACGUAACACAAUCAAGUUGAUUGGAAAGCUUAUCAUUAAUCAUCAAUUUCAAGGUGUACAUGGUACCCAGUUAAAUUUUUCGUUUUGGAAGGGGAAACUUGAAGAGGCUGAAAGAGAAUUAUUGCGUUACGUUCCAACUUCUCUAAAGAAAGGAUUAGUGCAAGAGGAUGGUGCUACUUCAUCGAUGGAGGAGGAAUCCCCUUCUGAGGAUGAAGAAGGUGUUGAACUGUCGGAAAACGCUGAUUCAGAGGCGGGAGAAAUUAAUGAGCCUACUGGAAACACUACGUCAUUAAAAAGAAGUAGUGAAAACAGCGAUACUCAAAGCAAUGCAGACAAUAGCAACAAUGUGUACACAGUUGAUCAGGAUCUUCCAGAUAAAACUGUUUUAGCGAGGGUCAAGCUCCAGUUUGAUUUCUACAAAGAUGCCGUAGAUUUUAUUGAAAUGGUUCACUCUAGUGUUGAUGUUGUGUCACGGUUGUUAUUUUCAAGGAACAGAAAUGAGGCCAUAGAUGCGAUGGAUUUUUUAGUACUUGUUGACGCUUAUGGCAUUGAGAAUGCUCAACAUGGAAUCCGAAAGAUGUUGCAUCUAGUGUGGAUGAAAGGCUCUUCUGACGAAGGUAAGUCGGUAGCAUCUCAUCUCAUUGAUUGUUACAAAUCCUUGUUUAUGUCGGCUCCGGCAGGCUCCAAUGCCGAGAAGGCGGCGUAUAUUGCUGGUAAUCUCAUAGAGCUAACUGUUGGAGCUAGUCUUGCGGACUUGGCUUCAUUGGAAAAACUACUUUGUAUGAUGUACGAGGCAAAGUAUAUUAAUAGUGAUGUGGUCAAGGUGUUGUGGCAUGUAUACAAUGCAGAUCUCGAAGAAGGUCAGACCUUGAAGGAAAAGAGGCGUGGUGCAAUCAAAAUUUUGGGGAUGCUAGCACUUGAAGAUAAUAAAAUCGUCCAACAAGGUUUCGACUUAAUAUUGAACAUAGGUUUGGGAGAAAAGGGCCAUUCAGAUUUGGUAUUAUGCCGAUACACGUGUAUUGCAUUGCAAAGAAUUUUGUCCACGGUGGAUAGAAAUUCCACCACACCGAAAUUGGCCAAUGAACUGUUGGCGAUGGAAAGAAUUACAAAUGUGCUCUUGAAAGUGUGCAACGAUAACGAAUGGUUUCCAACAGCUGAACAAUCAAUAAACACAAUCUUUAGCAUAUCGUCAGACCCCGUUUCUGUUUGCUCAGAGAUUAUACAAACCAAGUCAAAGGAGGUAUUUAGUACAUUCUCGGGAGAGAAGCUGAAGUGUCAUUCACUUUCGCAACUUCUUUUUAUGGUGGGACAUGUUGCUAUAUCAACCAUAGUAUUUUUAGAGAAGCUCGAAGCUCAGUUCAAGAAGAAGAAGCAUGCAGCCGAAUCGAAAAAUAAAGCUAAUGAAGACGCGAAUGAUGGUGCAGAAGACAACGAGUUGGAAAUGAUUGGUGGUACUUCAGAGGACGAUUUUGCAGAUGCCGUCAUUCAUGUCAAGGAAAAAGAGUUAUUAUAUGCAGAUAAUUCAUUAUUGAAGAGCUUUGGGUCACUUGCGAGAAAGAUUUGCUCUUCGCCCAAACAAUACAAAAACACCUUGCUCCAACGUCAAGCGGUGUUGUGCUUGAUAAAACUUAUGUGUGUUUCAUCCAUAUACUGUGAAGAAAAUUUGCCAUUGUUAUUGCGAAUAAUGGAAAUGUCAAAAGACCCAGUCAUUCGAUGUAAUUGUGUAUUGGGCUUGGGAGAUCUUGCUGUGAGUUUCAACCGAUUAAUCGAUGAAAAUACCGACUUCAUCUAUCGUCGAUUAACAGACGAGAACAUCAUGGUUCAGCGAACGUGUUUAAUGACUGUAACGUUUUUGAUCUUAGCUGGUCAAGUGAAAGUCAAGGGUCAAUUAUCGUCUAUGGCAAAGUGUUUGGAGAACCCCGAUCAAGGAAUUAGCGACAUGUGUCGUUUAUUCUUUGCUGAGUUGGCGACCAAAGACAACGCCAUUUACAACGGUUUUAUUGAUAUAUUCAGUGGACUAUCGUCUGAUCAAUCGUUGAGCAAUGCCGAGUUCAAACGUAUAUUGAAAUUUUUGAUUGGAUUUGUUGAUAAAGAGCGUCACCAAAAGCAGUUAUGUGAGAAGUUAUUCGUGAGGUUAUCAAAAGCCAGGAACCAAAAAGAGUGGAGCGAUGUUGCAUUUGCGUUGGACACGUUCCCAUAUACAAACGAGGCAAUCAGUUCUGCUAUCAAAGAAGGAUACCAAAUUGUACAAGCUAAAGAGUAA
Messenger RNA from Lodderomyces parapsilosis, 3495 nucleotides. RefSeq names its product condensin subunit (gene YCS4). The transcript has a single exon. NCBI's taxonomy places the organism in Eukaryota, Fungi, Ascomycota, Pichiomycetes, Serinales, Debaryomycetaceae. The coding region runs from base 1 to 3495 and encodes 1164 amino acids. Gene Ontology annotation, biological process: meiotic chromosome condensation; mitotic chromosome condensation; mitotic cell cycle. Gene Ontology annotation, cellular component: condensed chromosome, centromeric region; nucleus. Gene Ontology annotation, molecular function: histone binding. The record is from RefSeq and is a predicted model, not a curated record.